Messenger RNA from Girardinichthys multiradiatus, 2598 nucleotides. RefSeq names its product thyroid hormone receptor interactor 13 (gene trip13). Gene Ontology annotation, molecular function: ATP hydrolysis activity; ATP binding. The transcript is spliced from 14 exons. The record is from RefSeq and is a predicted model, not a curated record. The coding region runs from base 265 to 1533 and encodes 422 amino acids. Gene Ontology annotation, cellular component: chromosome; nucleus. Gene Ontology annotation, biological process: reciprocal meiotic recombination; meiotic recombination checkpoint signaling. NCBI's taxonomy places the organism in Eukaryota, Metazoa, Chordata, Actinopteri, Cyprinodontiformes, Goodeidae.
UAAUUCCGGUGUUAAAAACCAGCGCGCUGAAUUUGAUUGUCGGUUUUCUCACAGUUUGUCAGUAGUUUAUAGGCAGUAGAACAUUUGAUUGAUCCAAAUAAUCGGUUUGACAAAACGGAUACUUUUAUGCGUCCUUAGAUUUGUUUGUCGCGGUAGCUUGCUACUUUUUUGACCUAUUAAGCUAGCAUUAGCUUUUGGCGACCUACGCAGCUGAUCCGCUAGUUAGCUAACGCAGUGGGUUCUGGAUUCUGCAGUUGCACAAGGAUGGAAGGCGACAGAAUGGAGGUGGCACCCAUACAAAGCAUCCAUGUAGAGGUCCACGUUAAAUCUCUCAGCACAGCUAAACUGUCAGACGUGAGGAUGCACGUUAAGAAGCUGCUGAACCGUCACAGCAUGGUUUUUGGAAACUACAGAUGGACUGAGUUUGAUGAAGAUUUCCUCCAUAAGAAUGUGGAAUCUGUGGCCAUUGCUGAUCUCGAGGAAAUGAUAACACAGCCCCUCGAUUUAGAGAGCUGCGAUGUCUCCAUUCAUGUCUUCACUCUGAAUGAGGAAGGACCCAGCAUGCUCAAUUUGGAGGAGGAUGAGGAACUUUCGGCAGCUAAUCACUGGCUGCUGCCAGCAGCUGAAUUCCACGGGAUCUGGGAAAGUCUUAUAUAUGAAACAGGAGUGAAAGCCCAGCUCCUGGAUUAUGUCACAACAACUAUUUACUUCUCAGAUAAAAAUGUUGACAGCAACCUGAUUUCUUGGAACCGCGUCGUGCUUCUUCAUGGACCUCCGGGCACAGGGAAAACAUCACUCUGCAAAGCUCUUGCCCAGAAACUGUCAAUCAGGCUGUCAAGUCGGUAUUCUUAUGGCCAAUUUGUGGAGAUAAACAGUCACAGUUUGUUCUCGAAAUGGUUCUCAGAGAGUGGUAAGCUGGUCACAAAGAUGUUUCAGAAAAUCCAACAGCUCAUUGAUGACAAAGACGCUCUUGUGUUUGUUCUGAUUGAUGAGGUGGAGAGUCUGACAGCAGCCAGGAACGCCUGCCAGGCAGGAACAGAGCCGUCUGAUGCCAUCCGAGUGGUCAACUCUGUUCUCACACAGCUGGAUCAGAUCAAACGGCACCCCAACGUGGUCAUCCUAACGACGUCCAACGUGACGGACAAGAUCGACUUGGCGUUUGUGGACAGAGCUGACAUCAAGCAAUAUAUCGGACCUCCGUCAGUGAAGGGCAUCUACAACAUCUAUCUGUCCUGUCUGGAAGAGCUGAUGAAGUGCCAAAUCAUCUACCCCAGGCAGCAGCUUUUUACCAUGUACGAGCUGGAAACCAUGGGCUUUGCUCAGAGCGAGGUCUCUGAGCACAGUCUGAAGCUAAGGAACAUUGCUGUAAAAAGCAAAGGUCUCAGUGGACGAGCGCUCAGGAAAUUACCCUUUCUAGCCCAUGCACUCAUGGUUAAGACACCUACAGUUUCUCUUAACAAGUUCCUGGAGGCAAUGUGCCGAACGGUGGAUAAACAGAGGGAGGAAAUAGAUAAUCUGAUCAAUGGUGUCUGAAACCAUUACCAUUGCCUAAGAGUGGACAUAUAAUUGUUCAAACGCUUUCAGUCCUGAUGUUGUCAUUUUUUUUUUUAAAAGCCUAAUCGGUUCAGUUGGCAGCACUUCAAUUAAUCUGUUAUCUAAAAUAUUGCUUCAACGAAUCCUGUUUGUCACCUAAAGCUCGUUAUUCAGGUAGCUGUUGGUGCUAAUGUAUCAGCGCAGGACUUGAUAUAAGAUGUUGUCCCAUGUGUGUUUGCUUUGUGAUUAAUGUAACUGUUGGAUGUAUUUUAAUGUUAACACAGCUUUAACCUUAACAGCCCUAGCUGUUGUCUUUGUGUAAAGCUUUAGCUCAGACCGUUGUGCUGUUCUCCUCACAUACUGUUGAUCAUAUCGCUAAGGUCUAACCAAACAUGGACCAGGAUGAGAUUUGCAUGGUAUCACCAAGUAAACGCAAACAUUGCUGCAGCUGCCACAAUAACGUAGCGUAUUAAUUAUUACAAACUAUGCUUUUAAAACCCCGUUGCCUGAAAAUUAUUGACCUAAGUUUCCAUAACAUUACAAAAAUAAGUUCUAGUAGCCUUCUUUCAGGCAGCUUGACCGGUAGUGUGCAGCAACAAGUGGGGGAGGGGCAGCACUAGUUUAUGCUUCCUACAGCUGAAAAAAAAAAUCCCUAAAUACCUUUGUCUGUUUUUAAAACCUCUGUAACCGGUUCAUGCCUUGGUGGAAAAUUCUCAUUUAGCAGAAAGUGCCUCGCCGGACAGCAAAGUUUUCAGGAUGCAGUUUUGUUAUGGAGGGUUCUGGUGUUUUGUUGUGUUCACUCGACUGUCUUUGUUAAGCUGGCACUCUAAACCAGCUGCUCUCAGCUUUAUGCAUAACAUCCUUUCAGGUAUAAAUAAAAACAUGUAACCUAAAUAUAUAUAUAUAUAUAUAUAUCUGUUCAUGCAUUGUUUUUUAACUUUUUUGCAAAAGAUUCAUUGUUGUCAUCAGUUCUGUUUUCUUCUCAAAUCCAAAUUGUCCUUGAAAUGUCUAAACUCAUGUUCAUGACACCUUUGCAUAUAACAAUUUAAUAAACUAUUGUUUAUA